Messenger RNA from Pterocles gutturalis (yellow-throated sandgrouse), 1826 nucleotides. It is a transcript of the gene STRAP, whose product is annotated as serine/threonine kinase receptor associated protein. Gene Ontology annotation, biological process: spliceosomal snRNP assembly. The coding region runs from base 13 to 942 and encodes 309 amino acids. NCBI's taxonomy places the organism in Eukaryota, Metazoa, Chordata, Aves, Pterocliformes, Pteroclidae. Gene Ontology annotation, molecular function: protein binding; RNA binding. The transcript has 9 exons. The record is from RefSeq and is a predicted model, not a curated record. Gene Ontology annotation, cellular component: SMN complex.
GAUGGUAAGCCUAUGCUUCGUCAGGGUGACACAGGAGACUGGAUUGGCACAUUUCUGGGUCAUAAAGGUGCUGUUUGGGGUGCCACUUUGAACACAGAUGCCACUAAAGCAGCUACAGCAGCAGCAGAUUUUACAGUCAAAGUGUGGGAUGCUGUGUCAGGCGAUGAACUAAUCACGUUGGCUCAUAAACACAUUGUCAAAAGUGUGGAUUUUACACAGGAUAGCAAUUAUCUGUUAACAGGUGGACAAGAUAAACUGUUGCGUAUCUAUGACUUGAGCAAGCCAGAAGCAGACCCUGAUGUUGUCAGUGGACAUACUUCUGGCAUUAAAAAGGCUUUAUGGAGCAGCGAUGACAAACAGAUUCUUUCAGCUGAUGAUAAAACUGUCCGCCUCUGGGACCGGAGUACCAUGACUGAAGUGAAGGCACUAAAUGUUGCAAUGUCAGUGAGCAGCAUGGAGUAUGUUCCAGAAGGACAGAUACUUGUCAUAACCUAUGGGAAGACUAUUGCUUUUCAUAGUGCAGAAACUCUAGAGCAGAUCAAAUCAUUUGAAGCACCUGCUACAAUCAAUUCUGCAUCACUUCACCCUGCAAAAGAAUGUUUGGUUGCGGGUGGUGAAGAUUUUAAACUCUAUAAAUAUGACUAUAAUACAGGAGAAGAAUUAGAAUCUUACAAAGGCCACUUUGGUCCAAUUCACUGUGUGAGAUUUAGCCCUGAUGGAGAGUUAUACGCAAGUGGCUCUGAGGAUGGUACACUAAGGCUGUGGCAGACAACAGUAGGGAAAACCUACGGUCUUUGGAAGUGUGUAGUUCCUGAAGAGGAAAAUGCAGAAGCAGCAAAAGCAAGGACCACCCUUCCAGGAACUGCAGAGGAGGAAAUAGAAGAUCUUGCCACUGAAAACUCGGAUUCAGUGUACAGCUCAACUCCUGAAGUUAAGGCCUGAUUAUUGUAACUGUUACGCAGCAUAUGGACAUAUGAGACUAAAUCAAGUGAAUAGUGAUAAACAGCAGCCUUCCAGAGUGUGCUGUCUACAUAAGGCAAAGAUGGGCAGUAAUUGAUGAGAAUGCGGUGGAACUGGCUAGGUGUUGUCUGUAAGAGAACUGAGUUGAGUAGCCAAAUGAAAAAAGACAAGUAGUAGAGUUUUGCUAUCUUUUUAGCAUAACUGCCUACUGUCUUUUCAAAGAAGUGUGCAAGCCAAGAUCCAGUCUCUCCAAUUUCAGUUAGACUCAUUGUAGUGUGUUUUCUUUAUUAUGAAGAAGAGGUACAGUGGCGGCUUUUACCCUUUUUUUAAAAAUUUUUUUUCUUGAAAGUUGGAAAAUUUGGCUUUAGUUGAAAAGAAGGGAUUAUGUACUAAAAGUAUUUGGUUCGGGUUUUGUUUCAUUGUACUCUGCUUCUAAAUGUUUAACUGUUUUCAGUUGUCUAAAUAAAAUGCCUCUUGAAACUCUUACCUUACUGUUGAGCGUUGGGUUGAUGGAAUGCAAAAACAACCAAGUUAAUUAUGUAAUCCUUCCAAGCAUCUUGGUUAUGUACAAUACCGAGGGAAAGCAAUAAGAAUGUUUUACUGUUGCUACAGAGGGUGUCAAGUUCUGUGAUCUGUGAGCUUUGUGUCUUUUUAUUCUUUAAACCUUGAAUGUAAACGUGAGUCUCAAAAACAUUGGAACUCCUAAAUUAAACGUGCUGCCUGAAAUACUUGGUUGUACAUGAAAAUCUCAGAGGUUGGCUAUGAAUCUGUAUAAAGCUUGGGUUUAGUUCUCCAGACUGGAUAAAAAAGUUUCUCUUUCAAGGUUACAAAUCAUAUUUUCUUCAUUAAAGAAAAUAUUGCCAUUC